CCCAAACCGAUCGGCGAAAUGUUAUGAAAACAGUAUAGUUACUAUCUGCAAUAUUAUUGGUAUUCACCAUUCUUAAAUUUAUCAAUGGAAUUGAAUCUUUAUCAAAUAUUUUACCAUGGUAUUCAACCUGUGGUUGAUCCUCAUUUUAUUUGUUUUAGAAAUUAGACAGAGUUACCAAAUCGGCAAAUUUCUAGGACCUGUUAACUAUCUUAAAUCACAUUCCGAUAUUGGCAAACCAUUUAUUAAAAGAUUUGUGAACGGUUGUGAAAUUAAACUUUCUUCCAGGAAAAAUGUCUGCUCUGGACAAUUAUGUACUAAAUUUCCAAGUGAAUGUAUUAAGUUAAACAUUACAUGGUUGGCUCUAGAAGAAACUGGGAUUGGAAAAUUGGAUCCUUUUAGUUUCGAAAAUUUUACUUUGUUAAAAGAAUUAUUUAUUGUGAAAAAUCAAAUAAGAAUUCUAGAAAAUUAUACAUUUUAUAAUUUGAAUAAUCUUGAAUAUUUAAAUCUGGGUGGAAAUCUAAUACAGACGAUUGAAAAAUAUGCUUUUGAAGGUUUAAAAAAUCUAGAAAAUCUUAUUUUAAUUAAAAAUGAAUUAACGACUAUCACACUCUUAGCAGAAGCAUUAGUACCAACAUUGUCUUCUUUGCAGAUCUUAAAUAUCGGGCCUAAUCAAUUCGCAGAAAUUAAAAAAGAUGAUUUCAAUUUACUCAGACAGAAUAAAAUAAAAGAAUUGGAUUUAAUGUUUUGUGGAAUAAAUUAUAUCCAUCCUCAAGCAUUUAAUAUUUUCAAAAAUCUCGAAUAUUUAUCAUUAAGAAUGAAUGAAAGACUUUCUUCAAAAAUACUUUGUGAUUUAUUUUCCAACAUGACAGAUAUUGUUCCUUUAGAAAGACUGGAUUUAAGUGGAAUUUCAGAUUUAAAUAAAGACAAAAAUUUCUUUAUUCUAUUAAAUAAACUGAGACUAAAGACUUUAUAUAUGAAUGCUGUCGAAAUAACCGAUAUCAAAGAUGAAAUGUUUCCAAAUAUGGAUUACUUAGAAGAACUUCAUAUGGACAAAGCACGUGUUAGAAAAAUAGGAGAUUAUGCAUUUAAUCCUUUGAAAGCAUUAAAGUCUCUGUUUUUAGGGAGAAAUGUUUUAAGCGAAAUAACGAAAGGACUAUUAUUGCCUCAUUUAGAAAAUUUAGAUUUGAGCGGCUUUCCUAUGAGCAGCUUGAUGUUAGAAAUUAAAGAUAAUAUAUUUAUGAAUAUGAGCAGUCUGAAGAGUCUCGAUUUAUCAUAUAAAAUUAUAUCCAUUUAUAGAAAUACAUUUGCAGGAUUAAUUAAAUUAGAAAAACUAAAACUUGAAAACUGUAAAAUGCAAUUCAUCGAGCUUGGCUCUUUUACACAUCUGAAAUCGUUAAAAAUGCUAGACAUGAAAAACAAUCAAUUGUUUCAAACAAAUUCAUAUAGUGUUCAAAUGUUUCAUGGUCUUGUUUCAUUAGAAACACUUAUACUAAAUGAAAAUAAGUUAAAUUCUAUAGAUAGUUUAUUUAACAGGCUGUUUAGUUUAAAAUAUUUAGACUUGAAUUACAAUUUGAUCAAAAACAUAAAGCCAGAAAAUUUUUUCAAUCUAACUAAUUUACAAACACUUUAUCUGAGAGGUAAUAUUCUUGUCGAAUGGAAAAAGAAAACGUUUUCUAGAAAUAAAAAUAUGAAUUUUAUGGAUAUAUCUAAAAAUAAAAUAAAAACUAUAUCAUCAUCAAUGUUGAAUGAUAUUAAGAAUUUAAAACAAGUUAAUAUGUCAGAUAAUCCAUUCGUAUGUAACUGUGAACUGCUGAUUUAUCUGAAUUGGGCCAAUGACACUAAUACUACAAUUAUAAACUAUUCUGUAGAUGAAGAUGCUUACAUAUGUCAUGUACCAAUUGAAUUUUCAAACAGGAAACUAAUUUCUAUGCAUAAAACGCUUUUGUAUGAUUGUAAAACAAAAAUCAAACCAGCGCUUCUUGGACUUUUAGCUAUUUUACUCUUUUUGCUUCUUACUGUGGUUUUUGCUGGUUACGUUUAUCGAAGAAAACUUAAGAAUAGACCUUUAAAUUUAGAUAACAAUAAAGAAUUUAUUUAUGAUGCUUUUAUUUCGUACAGUACCAAUGAUUCAGACUGGGUCUUCAAUAUUUUCCUUCCUCAUUUAGAGAAUAGAACAAACGAUCUAAAAUUAUGCGUUUAUGAUCGAGAUUUUGUCGCAGGUAAAGGAAUCAGUGAGUGUAUUUUGGACAGUAUUAAGUGCAGCAGAAAAACCAUAUUGAUUAUCUCCAACCAUUUUCUACAAAGUCGUUGGUGUAAAUUUGAAAGUGAUUUAGCUCAUCACAUUCUUGUAGACGAAGAAAGAGAAGGAUUAUUGCUCAUUAAAUUAGAAGAAUUAGAUACAAAAUUCAUUACUCCACAUAUGAACUAUUUAUUAAAAGCUAAAAUUCAUUUGAGUUGGAAUGAAAAUUUGAACGAACAAGAAAUAUUUUGGAAGAGACUGAACGAUGCAUUGGUAAGACCGCGUUCAAAGAAAAAACGUAGAAGUGCUAUUAUUUAAUCUCUUACAUAAAGAUUUUUAAAACAAUCUUUCGAAAAUAAGGUAUUGUUAUAAUUUUAUUAUAUAAAGUUAUAUAAUUAUAAUGUAAUCAAUAUAAUUUUUAGUAUUGUAUAAAUAUAAAAGCAUUAACAUAAAAUCUAUAUUUAUUAAUACAGGUAUUUCAAAGGAAAUAGCAAUUAUGAAAUUGACGUAUAAGGAAUACAUAGGCUAAAUAUACCGAUUGAUCCCCAUUAAAAAAUAAUGCGCUUAAUUUUUGAGUAAAAUAGUAGUAAAUUUUUCUUACAGAUAGAG
Messenger RNA from Centruroides sculpturatus (bark scorpion), 2848 nucleotides. RefSeq names its product toll-like receptor 2. Gene Ontology annotation, molecular function: transmembrane signaling receptor activity; protein binding. The transcript has 2 exons. Gene Ontology annotation, cellular component: membrane. The record is from RefSeq and is a predicted model, not a curated record. Lineage: Eukaryota; Metazoa; Arthropoda; Arachnida; Scorpiones; Buthidae. Bases 116 to 2557 code for a protein of 813 amino acids. Gene Ontology annotation, biological process: immune response; toll-like receptor signaling pathway; inflammatory response.